Molecule: messenger RNA, 2361 nt
Organism: Myotis daubentonii (Daubenton's bat)
Lineage: Eukaryota; Metazoa; Chordata; Mammalia; Chiroptera; Vespertilionidae
Gene: MLNR
Product: motilin receptor
Biological process (GO): G protein-coupled receptor signaling pathway
Cellular component (GO): plasma membrane
Molecular function (GO): G protein-coupled peptide receptor activity
Source: RefSeq, a predicted model, not a curated record
GAUGCGGGAGAGGGACGGCCGGGGCCGGAGGCGGAGACAGCGCGCUCCCUCUGGGUAGCGCCCCAACGAGUACCCCGCAGAACUGCGUUCCCGCGCGGCCGGGCUCGGGCAGGGCUGCCUGGGCCUCGCAGAGUGGGCAGGGGCCGCGCGCCCGCCAAAGGAAGCGCUUCGCCAGCGGAGCCAGGCGCUAGGCGCCCGACCCACCUGGGGGCGCGGCGGCGCCGAGGGACCCCGUCUUGUCCGUGCGUCCGGCCCGCGCGGCACGCCCAUGGGCAGCCCCUGGAACCGCAGCGACGGCGCGGAGGGCGCGGGGGAGCCGCCGUGGGCCGCCCUGCCUCCCUGCGACGAGCGCCGCUGCUCGCCCUUCCCGCUGGGGGCGCUGGUGCCGGUGACCGCCGUGUGCCUGGGACUGUUCGCCGUCGGGGUGAGCGGCAACGUGGUGACCGUGCUGCUCAUUGGGCGCUACCGGGACAUGCGGACCACCACCAACCUGUACCUGGGCAGCAUGGCGGUGUCCGACCUGCUCAUCCUGCUCGGGCUGCCCUUCGACCUGUACCGCCUCUGGCGCUCGCGGCCCUGGGUGUUCGGGCCGCUGCUCUGUCGCCUCUCGCUCUACGUGGGCGAGGGCUGCACCUACGCCUCGCUGCUGCACAUGACGGCGCUCAGCGUGGAGCGCUACCUCGCCAUCUGCCGCCCGCUCCGCGCCCGCGUCCUCAUCACCCGGCCCCGCGUCCGCGCGCUCAUCGCCGCGCUCUGGGCGGUGGCCCUGCUCUCCGCCGGGCCCUUCUUCUUUCUGGUGGGUGUCGAGCAGGACCCCCGCGUCGACCCGCUGCCGGACCAGAACGGCACCGCACAGCUCACCCCCUCGCCCGGCUCCUCGCCACCACGGACACCGUCGGCCCUCGGGUCCCCUGCGGCGCCCACGCUGCCCCCGCCGUCGGGGCGCGAGGCGGCGGCGGCCGCCGCGCUGUUCAGCCGCGAGUGCCGGCCGAACCCCUCGCAGCUGGGCGCGCUGCGGGUCAUGCUGUGGGUCACCACCGCCUACUUCUUCCUGCCCUUCCUGUGCCUCAGCGUCCUCUACGGGCUCAUCGGGCGGGAGCUGUGGAGGAGCCGGGGGCCGCUUCGAGGCCCGGCGGCCUCCGGGCGGGAACGGGGCCACCGGCAGACGGUCCGCGUCCUGCUGGUGGUGGUUCUGUCAUUUAUAGUUUGCUGGUUGCCUUUCCACGUUGGCAGAAUCAUUUACAUAAACACGGAAGAUUCUCAGACGAUGUACUUUUCUCAGUACUUCAACAUUGUUGCGUUGCAACUUUUCUACCUAAGUGCAUCCAUUAACCCAAUCCUCUACAACCUCAUUUCAAAGAAGUAUAGAGCCGCGGCCUGGAAACUACUUCGAGGGAGACAGCCGGCACAGAGAGGUGUCUGUAGAAACAGAAACACAGAGGGGACCACGGGAGGAGACUCGGCUGGCUACACCGAGACCAGCAGUAGCCUGCGGGCGCCUGCCGCUAGCGUGGCCAAGCAAGUCGCCUCCUCCGACAGUCCGGGGACUUCGGAGAAAACAGGUCUGUAGGACCAUAAGGACUGAAAGGGGAAACGACGCUGUUAGGAAGAAUUAGAAAGAGCGGUGCACAUUUUGUAAGUUGGCCAGUAACUUCGUUAGCAUAAUUCUUUUUCAAUCAAGAUACAAAAAGUGUACCAAUCUUUCUAGUUUUCCUCCCAUGUACCUCCUCAGAGACAUUCAUUUUAGCCUCAUGCAAUCCCAAUCACGAAAUGUGCUCUCGGGAGGUUUUACACGUCUUCAUUCUCCUGGUCUUUGGAAAUAUGAUUGCUCAUUUUACAGUUCGUAAGAUACAGAGAGAUGCUGCAAUAAAAAAUAGUUGCCUUUGAGAUCAAAGGUGUAUUUUGUUUUUAUGCUUUGUAAAUAAAUGUUAUGGUGUAUAUACAAGGAACCCAGGAUAAUGACAGUAUUGAUUCAAGAAAUUAUUUAAUGUCUAUUUAUGGCAGCAAAAGUUUUUAGAAGCAAGUGAAAGGAAUUCUGGGCUGAGUUCAAUGUUCAGAGCCCUACCUCUCUUGGCUCAGACCAAAUCAUAAAGUUUAGGCACAAUGCCUUCCUGCCAAACUACUGUGCAUAAGCAACUGUUGCAACCUACUUAUCCGGCCGGGAGGUAGCAAACUCAGGCAGGAAGCCUGAGGGCAAGAAGCUGCAGCAAGACCUGGCUUCCGGACAUUUAUAAAGAGCUUUCAUACACCUUAUUUGCCUCAGGUUGGUGGCUAAGUGUUGUCAUGAUUACUGCUUUAGUAGUGACAAAACUGAGUCUUAAAUUUCCCAAAUAGGAACUGAUGGGCCUUAAGAACUCCAGU